UUCACAUUAUUUCAGUAGCAUUCCAGUGCUCCGAUUUAGUGCUGUUUUAUUAUUGCGCCAACGUCUAAAUUUUGACUCAAGUGUGUUUUUAACCCAGAAACUGGAUUAUUUUGUUUUAGCUAUAUCGGUAAAAAGAUGCGUUUGUGAAACAUCUUUCUACGUUUUUGGUUGACCAGGUUAAUUCAUCACCAUGACAGUAGGUAUAAUAUUUACGAACAACUCGAAAGUGCCUCUAAAAGUAUUUCAGUAAAGAUAAUUUUGAUUUGCUACAAAUGUGUAAAGUACGUGACUCCACAAUAUUUCCAGUCUUUCCGGAAUUGGAAUUAGUUUUCUACUUGGUUAAUCUGCUGCACUGGAGUUCUGUGAACCAGAAUUCAUUGGUGCCGGCGAGCGACAGAUCUCGCUAUGAUGACGUCGACGUCGACUCUCAAUCCGUCACUUCGAAACCGCCUCACAAGAUAUCUCCAUACUGGGAAUGAGCUGCCCAAGUACUAUCCUGGUUGCUGGGAAUCCCAUAAAUAUUUCGUUGCCGAAAGACUAUCAGUGAUAGAUAUGGUUCUGAUGAGUCAACCAAACGAGGUUGAGAUUGCUAAUAUUAUUGUAAAGGCUUAUAAAGAUGGUUGGUACACCAGAUUUGAGACCCUUGCCUUUGCUUUAGCAAAAUGUAUUAGUGUUGGAAAUACUACCAUAAAGGAAGCAUGUUACAAAGCAGCUUUAGAAAUUUGUAACACCCCAGAGGAAAUGAUGAUGUUCAAUAAAUUUACUAGAUUGUUGCACACUGGAAAUGGUCGUGGUUGGUGUAGGCAUGUCCAGGAGUGGUACAAACGAAAAGAUUCCAUGGAGUUAGCAAAGGAAGUAACCAGAGUAAGAGGCAGACAUGGCCGCUCGCAUAAGACUCUGCUAAGAAAAUCACAUGUGAAGAUUGAUGAAAACGAUCAUGCAAGGAAUGCAGUUGUCAAAUAUGCUAUUUAUGGAUUGAAACGAGCAAAGCUAUUAUGUGACAGUGCUGAAGGCACCAAGGAGAUAUUCGAAUACAUUCAGAAAGUAGAGGACAUGCGCCAUUGUGAAGAUCCAGCAGCUGCUGCAGAAAUGGCUAUUCAGCAUCAUUUCACCUUGGACCACAUUCCAGGGCAUCUCCUGACUUCCCAAGAAGUAUGGAAUGCAAUUCUCCCAGAGUUGUCCUUGAAUGAAAUAUUGUACCAAAUACAGCGAAUUCACAACAUGGGCUUCCUUACGAAUGAUUCAGACACAACUGCAAUUUUGUUAUCCCUAUUGAGCAACCAGGAUGUCAUUAAGAAAUCGAAAGUCACUGCAAUCGAAGUUUACAUCACUCUGUGCAACUAUAAAAAGAGUACCAGACCAAUGAAGUACGAAAAAGCGAAAGUGGCUCUUGAGAAGCAAACGCGUCGUCGUUCUCGUCAAAUCUUUAACACGAAGACCGAGAUUUGGGAGUGGACUGUGACUAGACGUCAUCCAAAAGAAUUAAAACAUUGGGGUAUUGAUCAACCACCCAACCAAGCUGUAUUGGUAGCUCUCACUAAGCUGGUCGACCGCACAUGGCUCCUCACACCACCAACGAAUGCCCGCUAUCUCAUCACAUUGGACAUGAGACACCAUAUGUUUAAAGGUCGUCAUUUCUGUAAAAACUACUCAGUUUCGAAGAAGCCCAGGAAGACUCCCACCCCGAAACCAACGCCUAGCACGUCCUGUGAUGGUGACGAAUCUGACAAGCCAGAACCGAGCAAGAGACACUUAUACGCAGAGUGCUUUUACAACAAGCAUGUUACACCUGGUCACGCCGCUAUAGUUAUGGCAUUGCAAUUGCUGAAGCGCGAAAAGAAUGCGAAGUUAGCGGUGUUCUCAGAGGAAGGCAUACAAGUUGUCUCCAUAGAGCGGAACUUCAGCAACAUUGAAGAGGCCGAAUUUGUUCUUAGGAAUGCGAACUUAGGCCGGGUCCAACUUGACGCGCCAAUCGAAUGGGCCGCGAAGAAUAACGAGAAUUUCGAUGUGUUCAUCCACAUGGUUGACCGUACCACACGCUACAUGGAACUGGACCGGACGGCUCGCGGCGGACGGGGUUCGGGGGGCAGAUACGGCCCACCGCCAGCGGAGAACAAAGAGCUUAUAGAUCACUGCCCAGUGAGAGCACUCGAGCGCUACAGAGACAAAGCUGUACGCAAGGCCAAGCUUAUUGUAAUGUCUCUGGCUUCGCACCGAUUGGAAACUACCGACGGCAGCCACGAGGGCAUUCUUGACAUCGUCGGCGUCGACGAACACGUUCCCAAAGUUAUGGAUGCGUUUGUACUUGGUCAGUUCGAGUAAUUACGUUCUGUUAAGAUUUAUGAUCACACUUGUAUUUCCAUCUAAUGAAUUGGUCCGUGUUGUAAAACCUCUCCGGAAAUGCGUAGUUUUUCAUGACCGUAAAAAUAUUGUCUAAAUUAUUUUAAUAGAGCGUUUUGUUAUACUUUAACUAAUAGUAUUGUAUCAUAAAUCAGUAACAAUUUUUAUAUUAAUCUUUUGUCUGAUCAUAAUGCUCACACGGUCCAAGUAUUGGUUCCAAAUUAAACAGUGAAUCUUCUCAUCUCUUCUCUCUUCACAUACAAAUUAUAUUUUGAACAACUGAAGAGCAGACACUUUUAGUACUCUUCAGGCACAGCUGUUAAACAUAUAUAUUAACCUACUUAAUUUGUUUAUAUAGCGGGUAAUGUAUAAGAAAAUAACUAUUUGGGAUCUUGACAUUUGUAUCUCAAAUACAUAAUAUAUUGCAUAAGUAUAACUUCCGUUUAACUCAGUAUUGAAUUAUUUUAUCUAACACCAAAUGUGUUCCGAACCAGGAUGAUAUGCUGUGAAUGAGAAUUUGUGUUGUAAAAUUCCAAAAUUUAUUUGGUUCUUAAGAACAUUUUGGUUGUUUAAAAGAGAAUAUUUUCUCUACAUGUUAAGCCAGCUGAUUGUAUCCAAUGUUUAUGUAGCCCAUAAUAUUGCCAAUAUGUGGCUUAUAAAUAGGCGCAAGAAAGUUCCCUUCCCACUGGUCUUGUUACUCCAACAUACAGCCUCACUCCAGAAGCCUAGAAAAGCUGUCCAGUUUGCUGAUGGUUUCCUAAACGUUUCCUGAAAUAAGGCUACGGAAUCGGUAUAGUUACGCCAAGGCUUGUAAAUCAGUUUAUUCAAAUGACAAAAGUACAUUUUUGAAAACUUUCAAUAAUUUCAACUUUCAAAACUUUCAAUUUUUCCAUAAUUAUUUGGUGAUCGGAAUUGAUUAGUCGCUAUUGUUCAAUCUCAAACUUAACGCGGCGAAGAGGGCGGGAGCGCAUGUGUUUUUUUAUUUUGACUCGCGCGCUAAAACCGGUAGUGAGCGGCUGGAUACAUCGUUCUAUAUAAUAAAGAUUGUUAUUUCGAUAAACCUGAGUUUAAAGCCUUGGUAAACAAUUUGAAAUGCUAAUUUCAAGAGCGUUAAGUUUUGUCUCUUCUCUCAGUGAGACCCCUAUGGCCUUCUAUUGAUUCAAAAAGGUUGUAGAAGUGUCAAUAAUUUUGUGAAAACGCAGUGCAUGGUCAGAGUGGUUCGGUCACAGAGUAACAACGAAUUUUAUUUAAAAACGGGUUUAAAUUUAACAGAAUGUUAGGUUUUUUUGUUUAAUCUCUUUGUACUGUUAUUGAAUCUACUUGCUUUGACCAUAGUCUGAGACUAAGGAAUUGGGAAUAUUAGAAAUUAAAUUAGAAUGCUUGUAUAUUACACAUUACUAAUUUGACACUAAAAUGUGUUUACGUCCAAACCUUGAGUUUGUAUGAUUAAAAUAUCACAGUCAGUUUAUGGAGUCAAAAAAAACCCCGUUUUUGGUUUUUCUUAUCAAAAAUCUUCAAACAAAUUACAAACGACAGCUUGACUGGACUGGAUUGUUAUGUUAAUUAAAUUUAAAAACUAUCGUAACUACAUAUUUUUGCUGAAUUUGUUACACAGUCUCUUAAGUUAAUAGAUCUCGACUGUAGUGCAAACUUUUUUCUUUUGAUGGAAACAGGAAAGUCUAGCUGACUGAAAAGGAUACUCUUGGUGUAGUCACAGAAUUUCAGCUUUACUCCAAAAAAAAAUAACAUUACAUUAUUUAGUUACCUAACAUUCUGUGCAUACAAAGAUUUUCCCAAUAUAAAGGAAAUCCUACUAUUUUAACAGAAAUUCGUGUCUUUUAGUUCUCGCUUAGAUCUCUAUAUGACGCCCUUGGUCAGGGGAAUAGUUAUGUAAGUGCUCGAUGUUGAAAUUAAAGUCUAGGUGCAAAAAUUUAAUAGCACUGAGAAUUUAUUUUCAAUACAUAUUAUGUUAAUACUACAAAACUUUUCGAUAAAUUUGUAAGUAAAAUCCACUCGCUUCUAUCUCUUACCAGGUACUCAAAAUACAAAAAGACAGCACAAGAGAAGGCAUGUUAUUGUGCACAAAUAUCUUUAUCGAAAAAUCUGUUGUAAGUCUUCUUUAAGAUUUGACAAUAGUGGACUAUGCAGUGAUAGAUGAAAUGAGCAAAUUUAUUGAAAAUCUUUGUUAAUUAUACUAUAUUAUUAUAGAUUGCUUAAGGUAUUGUACCUAGAAAGGUUCUACGAUUCUUUUCAUUAGCUGCAGUUCAUGUUUACUGCUUUUUGACAAAAAGUCAUUUUUUUAAGUUCAUUGUAUUUGUUUUUUUUUAUUUUUCUUUAUUGUAUAUAUUAAGACCUGCUUAACAUUGAGCUUUUAUAAGCAGUAAUUUUUGUCCUCACACAAUAGCAAUUAUUGUCAAAACAUCCUAACCUUAGUAGAAUAUAAACUGUUUAUUAACUUAAAAUUUCUUAUGGCAACUAAAUUUUUUGUCAAUUUAUAUAAAAUUUAAUUCAAUUUGAUGUGAUAUGUUAAUUAUGAUGAAGCUUCAAAUCAAUAAAUAUUUUAUGGGUAGUUUCUAACCCAAUUUCCAUUUAUUAUUGAUGUCAAAUGUUAAUAAUAUUAGAAGAAACAACAAACCUAAGUCUGAAUAUAGGUUAAAAAGUGUGUUUUUUGGGAAUUGUAAUAAAUAUCACAAAUACUAUCUGAUUUCCAAAAAUACUUUUGAAGGUUUAACAUCUCUAGGGUUAGGAUUUUUAUCCUAGGAUUUAUUAUAUACAUCUUGGUGUUAGUAACAGGGUCUUUUUUGUCAUUCAAAAAUUUGGCACCUGAUGCGCACAUUUCGUCACUUUAUAUUGUGUCCAAUAAAACAAUAAAGAGUGAAUGCAGAAUGAUUAAAGACGAAAUAACUUUUAUUUUUUAAUCUAUAAAGCUGUGUAUUUCGAUUGAAUGUAACCGCAAAAAACUUUAGAAUGAAAAUGUUUGUAAGCCCGUACUUUGUUAUUUUAGUUAUUGUGUUUAAAAAAUAAUAUUUAUAACAGUUUUAAAGUAUACCAAAACUAAAGCGAUAAUAUUUCCUAUUUGCCAAAGUAAAGUAAUGCAUUUUUAAUAUUAUUCUAUAAGUACUGGCUCACAAACAUUUAAUUGUUAGCAAUACAAUUGAUAGCAUAUCUUUCUUAAUAUAGAAAAACCGAAAAGUGAUACAUGUUCAUUAUUUAUCAAAGUAAACGUUGUCAGUGUACGAUACUAAAAAAUUAAAUUAUGUGAAGAAUGAAAAGUACUCAAUCAAAUUAGCUAAGAGCUUCCAAUAAUUACCGAGUAUCUUGGUUUUUUAGGAAGCAUAAAGCAUUUUUUAUUAAGUACUGAUAUUAAUGCUGAACUGUUUAAAGUUUUAUAAAUAAAUACGAGUAAAAUCGUCCUAAAUAACCAUUUUCUGACCCUCACCUGAUGGUUACAAAUUACUACCUCCAACUCAGCGGCCCCCCGGGCACUGAUGGAGCCUCCAGCCUUCAGCAUGUAGGCAGCAGGUACUGAAAAGCGUAAAUUUAACGGGAAAUUGUUUUACGAAUUAAAAACGCUAUUUUGGUUAGGACAGCAAAAUGUACAUAGCGCGUACACUCAUAAAAAUCGAAAGGAGAUAAAAUGUAUUGUUAUGUUCCAUAUUUUUCUUCCUAAAACCAGGCUACUACACAUUUAUUUUCAUGAUUUCCUAUCCGGUACGGUGAGCAUGUAUCAUAUUUCUCACUAUUCGUAGUAAUAAGUGAAUCCGUUUCAAAAUGUUGGUUACUUUUGUACUGAUAUGAGCGGAAUUUUCAGAAUCUGUGAUCACUUGGUACUCUCUCGGGUUUAAGUAAUUUUUAUAUCUGAACGUUGAAAGGUUUCAAAAACAUUAAACUCGAAAUUGUAGGUAGAUAUACGCUUUUUAACUAAGUACGUUACUCUUGUUGUGUGAAGUUUUUAGAUUAUCAAUUCUUUAGUGGUUUAUAAUUGACCAACGUGUUUAUUUAUUUAUCGCGCUAUCGGCUAUACGUCUCAAUGUUUUUAAAGUGACAUUAUGUUUUUAAAGUGACAUUAUCUUCUAAAACUUUUGAAAGAACAAUAAACAUAAUGAGAAAGAAAAGUAUAUUGUCACUUAUGACGUUGAAGCAUAUUUAUUUAUGAGCUUGUGAUUGAAGAAUAGCAUUCUGUGAUUAUUGAUGCCUUGGUGACUUCAAUACUUAAGAAUAUGGUUAGAUAAAGGCUGGUUUUUCUUUUGAAAACUAUUGGUAUUAUAAAAGCGAGGGCGCCCAUUUUAGGACGUUAAAGUUUUAGACAAAACUUUGUUAUUAUAAUAAGUUCCGUUUGUUUUUGUGUUUUUGUUAGAAUGAUCCUUAAACUAUAUUUUUAUAUAACCUUUCUUGAUCAUAUUAUUUUUGACAGCAACCUUUUAUCUGGUCCCAGAUCUGUUUUACAAUAUAUUGUAUAAAAAAAUAUUUGCCACUAUUCCAUUCGAUUUGUCUUGUUACGUUCCAGAGCAAAUGUUACAAAAUGCCAGUCGAUUUUACUCUACUUGAUUUUAAUUUUAAAAAACGGUACUUUAUGUAUUACAAGUUUUAUUGUAUAAAUCCUAACUUCCUAAUAUUAUAAAUGCGAAAGUGUGUUUAAUUUUUUUGUCGUUCCCUUAAGCCCUAUCAAAUCGACUUGAUUUAAGCUAUAGAGUUGUAGGGACGAACAUAGGUUUUUGGUCCUGGAAAAUGCUCCCAAGGGUUGGUUUGAAUUCUUUUUGUGUGUUUUAAAUGUAUACAGACUAAAAGUUCAAUAUGGCAGAACCUGGAUACACAAAGUCAAUAUACUCCGUUUUUCUUUUACGCUUUAGGGGUGGAUUUGGAAAACCGGACUAAAAGUCUGUUUUUGUGUAUAUAUUAUUGUUUACAGGAAGAUAAAAGUCUUAACGUUUGCUGUCAAAAAUUAAAUGUAUCACAUAACUAAAAUAUGGAAAUAACAAGAAAAUAUUCCUUGAUUACAUGAACUACAUUCGCAAAAAAAGUACACCCAUAAUAUAUCAUUAAUUUCAUCAAAGGAAUAAAGCUAAAUCCGUCCCAUACAAUUUAAAAACAGUGUUACUUCUUUUAAAAAUUAAAUUAGUCUUUAAGUUCUUAUGUAUUCGUACUCCGUUAUACAUAUUUUUUUUAACCAUUCACAGCUGCAUAUCAAUAGCACCCAGUGUAUCAAAAAUGUAAUAACAUUUAAAAAAUGUACUUGCAUGUUUGUUUUCAUGUUAAUAAACCUAUAAAUUUAGA
Messenger RNA from Pararge aegeria (speckled wood butterfly), 7614 nucleotides. RefSeq lists its product as uncharacterized. NCBI's taxonomy places the organism in Eukaryota, Metazoa, Arthropoda, Insecta, Lepidoptera, Nymphalidae. Gene Ontology annotation, cellular component: ribonucleoprotein complex. Gene Ontology annotation, molecular function: RNA binding. The transcript has 12 exons. The coding region runs from base 406 to 2322 and encodes 638 amino acids. The record is from RefSeq and is a predicted model, not a curated record.